Messenger RNA from Microplitis mediator, 3314 nucleotides. RefSeq lists its product as uncharacterized. The coding region runs from base 1249 to 3012 and encodes 587 amino acids. The transcript is spliced from 3 exons. NCBI's taxonomy places the organism in Eukaryota, Metazoa, Arthropoda, Insecta, Hymenoptera, Braconidae. The record is from RefSeq and is a predicted model, not a curated record.
ACAAAACGUUUAUUAGGACGAUAAUAAAUUUGUCGUCGCAAUUAUUGGUUGUAAGGAUCAUUUACUGUUAAGUGAACAUAAAUUAAUUUAACCUUGAAAUAUUUGUAGGUUAUGAAGAAAAAAAUGGAGUUGUUGUGAUAGCGAUAAUUUUUUUGUCAACAAAUUGGCUUCAAUAGAUUUAUAAGCUUUGAAAAAAUAUUCAUAAUUUUUUACGAGUUAUAAAACGCAGUAUUAGUUUCUGUAUGAAUCAAUACAAUUAUUUAGCUCGAAGGCCAUGGUCAGACGCAAGAAGAACUGACUAUCCAUAGAACUAAAAGCAAAUGCAUGUAAUACUAUUGAUCGUCACACAUUACAAUUUAAGUUUACUUUUUUACUAUUGCGUUGAAUAAAUUUUAAAAUAUAAACUUUAUCUAAUAUUUAACGCAGGUUCCAUAGUAAUCGAAUGGUAAUAGUGAAUUUGGUCAUUUUUGUACGGAUAUAGACCUUCAAAGUUGCGUUUUGCUAUUGCUGGUUCUUGUUCCUGAUGGUCCAAUUAGUUGAAAAAAAAUUAACAAAAAUAUAUUUAUGAAUAAACAAAAUUAUUGAAUUCAGAUCCAACUAACAAAUGGCUUAGAGGGACCAGCAUUUUAUGCAAACUUACAAAAAAAAAUUAAUAUAUCUAUUAUAGCCUUUUUUUGUUAUUUCUAGAAUCGCACCAUUUUCAACUAUUGUAAAAAUACGUAUUUCCGGAUUUUGUUUCUCAUAAAUCAAUAUCAUUCCAAGCAAUUAUGAAACUUCUAGGCCACAAUUAUAUGCGAGAAGAAUUGCGACGUGGAAAUCCAAAGCUAAAAUGGCCACCAGGAUUAAUCGGAUUAUAUGCGCACGCUCUCUAUUUAUCACCACGUAAGCUCAUGAUAGCCAAUAGCUUUGUUCUCCAGUCCCUUCUUCUCGAAUAAUAUCUUUGCAACAAUAGGAAAAUAUGCAACUAUCGUUUCCGCGCAUGUCGGAAUUUCGACAAUGUAUAUACUCCUUCUUGACGGGAAGAAAUUAUUAAUUCGAGAAAAUUCGUCAAACAUAGUUGUCACUAUUAAAUAAAAUAAUUAUUUUUUAACUGCGCAAAAAAAGUGAUCAGACAGCAGUCUUAUAAAUAUUGGCCAAUUUAUUUAUUUAGAUAUUAUUAUAUAACUAAAUCAAUUUAAUUAUUUCAAAUUCUAUUUUGAAACAAUUUAAUAGUUUGAUUAUUGUAAAAAUUUGAUAAUAAUAAUAACAAUGAUGUUCAUGAGGAAUGUUAUUUUGAGUGCAUUGUUUGCAAGUGUUUCAUGCUACGAAUUAAAAAACGACAACUUACCACCGAAAAAUCCUCCAAUCACAUACACAGAUAUGGCUCAACUUUUUGAACUUUGUUUUGGAAAUACGUCAAAUCCAAUUGCUGUAACAGAAAAUUUGGUAGAGACAUUUCACAAAAAUUUGCCCAUUACAAUAAAGGCGCCUGUCAUUAUCAUCAACAAAAAUUUCAUCGCUAAAGAUAUUCAACUAUACUAUCCAACUUAUCCGAUGUAUAUUUUAUCGGUGUCGAGUGCUGAGGAGAUUUUCGUAUUCUUAUUAAAAUUAGAUCAUUCACCGUCAUGGAGUCGAAAAUCCAAAUUUUUUGUGAUCUUCGAAACCAACAAACCUUGCGUAAAUUCAUGGGAAAUUCUCGAAAGACUGUGGCAGUUCAAAGUCUUGUCAAGUAUCAUAGCAUGCUCCGGAACCAGUAAUAAAACAAGCCUUUAUACUUAUAAUCCAUUCACAAAGCGAGCACCCGAUCCUUGGGUCAACACUAACAUGUAUUAUUUUGACUUCGAAAAUCGACCAGUGUUUCUUUUCAAUCAAUCUUUUUCAAACGAUAAUAAAAUAUGUGAGACUCUCUUCUUCGAUAAAACUGAAUUUCUUGAUGGCUAUCCCGUUAAUAUCGCCGCAACUUAUGAUAAUACUGAUUUGCUACUUAGUGUCAUAUUUAAUUCUUUAAACAUGACUCCACAAGUAACUUACUUUAAUGAUAAUGUCCUAAAAUUGUUUCGGUCAAUAGAGUUUGGAUAUAACGAUAUCGUUACCUCAUACAAAUAUAAUAUGGACCCUCGUAGUGUAGGCACAGUGCCACUGGAGCGCGAAAUAAAUUUUAUCAUAGUAACACAAAAGGCAAAUUUUUUAUCAACGUCUUAUCAAAUUGCAAAUGUAAUCGAUAUUAAUGGAGCCAUAGCGAUAAUUUUUCUUCUUCUUCUAAUUACCCUCUUGAUUGUAUUGCACAAUGAGUACCAGAUCGGAUUGGCUGUUCUGGAUGUCCUGAAGCUGCUGAUGAGUAUGGGGAUCGAUGCACCCCUUGACCGUCUCGCCAUGAAAAUCACCUUCUUCACGGGAUUUUUUUUCGUUUUUUUAUUUAGUCCAUUGAUUGAGGGACAAAUAUUUGCCGUAUUAACUCGCCCGCCAACUUAUAACAUUGAGUCUCUUAAAGACUUGUACGAUCAUAAGUAUCACGUAUAUUGUCCAUCGAUAGUUGCGGAUCAUAUUAUAGAAGAGCAAUUAUGGAAUACUGUUGAGGCCAGGAAAUAUUUGCAUUCAGAAGAUUCCUAUGACUUUUUGGGCGAUUGUUUGACACGAGUCAGCACAAAUAAUACGGUUGCAUGUAUAUUGCCAGAUGAAGUAUUAAUUAACGAUGCUGUCAAAAAAAAUUUGCAUAUAUCAAAACGUUUCAUGCUGAAAGUAUCAGGUUUUUAUCAGACGACUUACGAUUGGGUUCUGGCGGAUCGAUUUUACCAUAAAGGAUUAAACUUUCAAGAAUCCGGGUUCUUUGAUCGACUAAGUAAGGUUCCCCUGAAGAAUUCACUGAAGAAGAUAAAAGCUAAGGAAAGACUUAAGAAAAUCGUUGAUUAUCAAACAAUUGACGCGGUAGAUUUAACGUAUUUAUAUGUAUUUAUGGCAUUUUUCCAGUGUUUGGCCAUUAUUGUUUUUGGUAUUGAGUACAUUAUCGGACGUUAUCGCCGUCCAAGACAAUAAACAAUAAAUAUCCGUUAACUUAAAAAAAUGUGUGUUAUUAAUAAGUGCAGUCGCGUGUGAUCGGCUUAAUAAAUUCGACCACUUGGAUUGUCUUUUAUUCACAAAAUUUAAGGUCAAUUUAUUUUAAUUAGAUAUUUUAUCAACUAUCGACUUACAUAAUUCGUGAGUGUGAAAUCCAACAUUUGACAAUCGGCUUUAUUCUAUAUUUAAUAAUAUUUAUCAAAGUGACUACUAACAUAAUUUUUAAGUAUUUAAAUAUUAUUUAAGGGACUGUCAUAAUUAUAAUACCAAUCAAAUAUACA